AUGGAUGAAGGAACUUUAGUUAGGCUAUCACCACUGAGGCCUGGGGGAGGCGGCGGCGGUGGUGGUGGUGGCGGCUUGAAGUCACCAUCGUCGGGGAAAUUAACUCCGAGGGGUUCCCCCUCUUUCAGGAGAUUAAACUCGGGCCAAACUCCUAGAAGAGACGCACGUAGCGGUGUGUUUAGCUCUCACUGUCUUAGAGGUAACCGCAUUGUCCUUUGGUUUGGGCGUACGCCGGAUUCUAUUUCCAGUCGAAAUGGGCACACGGUGACAACAAGGAAGAUCUCUUCAGCGGUGGCUAUGGCGGCGAAUCGGGCGGUGAUAAAUCCGAACCGCAGAUCAAGAAUCGGAGGAGGGAACUUAAUUGCUAAAUUCGAUUCUGCGGCAGUUGAGUUGAAAAACGAUACUAACGAGUUGAGUUUGAAUAAGAGUAUUGUGGAUGUGCCCUCGAAGAGGAGAAGUAAGAGAUCUCUACGUAGGAAGAGACCAGUUAGUAGUAAGCCAAAGGCGAUGGUUGAAGAGGAAGUGGAAAGCGAAGUUGAUUUGCAAACAGAGGAAAUAAUACCGAAGAAAAAUACGACUUACGGAUUUCUUGUGGGCCCGUUUGGAUCUGUGGAGGACUCGAUUUUGGAGUGGAGUGCUGAGAAAAGGUCGGGUACUUGUGAUAGGAAGGGAGCUUUUGCUCGUUUAGUUUGGUCAAGAAAGUUUGUUUUGAUCUUCCAUGAGCUGUCUAUGACUGGAGCUCCACUCGCCAUGACUGAAUCUUCCAUGAGCUGUCUAUGA
This is a messenger RNA of Erythranthe guttata (spotted monkey flower), 780 nucleotides long. NCBI's taxonomy places the organism in Eukaryota, Viridiplantae, Streptophyta, Magnoliopsida, Lamiales, Phrymaceae. The record is from RefSeq and is a predicted model, not a curated record.